UCGGUUAAGUGACGGUUGUGUGUAGCAACGUAGCCUUUCAUUUCUAGUUGGUCACUUAUUUAUCUCUCAUAGGCCCAUAGCAUCGGGUUUGAAAAGUAACUAGAUGCUGAUUCACUCAACUAGUGCUCAAACUGAUUAGUUAAAAUGAGUUGUAGUUUUUUAUCCUCUAAACUUAGCCUUGGUGGCGAGUAUGCCAAAUACAGAUCAAUGCUUCGUGUCAGAAAAGCGGAACACUUCCAUGUUUUAUUUUCAAUACUUCUACUUAUGAUGAUCACUUCAAAGGUGGAAGGCGGUCAGUGUAUAUGGCACGGCGAGUGCGGUAACCAGGGCCGCAGCAGCAACGUAAACUGCGCCUACAACGGCAGCGCGACGCUGCUGCCUGCCGCAGCUACCGACAUGCUGAGACAGGCGUGUCCGGAGCUGCUAGCUGAAUACGGCUCCGGUCCAGUGGAGACGUGCUGCGACGCUGAACAAGUCCUAGGACUGUCCAACUCCUUGAACCUUAUGAAGAUGUUACUGGCGCGCUGCCCUGCGUGCAUGCGUAACAUACGCAUCCCUUUCUGCUACAUGACGUGCUCUCCCACACAUUCCUCAUUCCUCAAGCCCACGCAGUACUCCCCUGCUAACUUCAAACAUAAGCCUGACACGCAGAUGGUGACAGCCAUCGACUUCUACAUCUCACGGGGCUUCGUGGAGGAGAUCUACAGCUCCUGUAAAGAUGUCGUCAACCCGUCUACCAAUGGCCGUGUUAUGGAAAUGUUCUGCGGUAAGUGGGGGGCGGCGCAGUGUUCGGGAGAACGUCUCUUUGACUACCUGGGGGACUACGAACAUAACGAGCACACGCCCCUCGGCAUCCGUUACGUCUACACCGACCCUGGCGACCUGUUGCCCCCGGGGGUGGAGCCCUUACAGCACCAGGCACAGCACUGCAGUGCUCAGCUCGAGUCGAGCCUGGCGUGCACAUGUGCGGACUGCGAGCGGUCAUGUCCCGUGAUACCGGAGCGGUGGGAGGACGGCAGCGGCACCCCGUGGCUCAUGUUUGGCUACGACGGCCUGGCCGUGGCCAUGUGUCUUACUGCCAUCCUCUGCAGCGCUGUCUUCCUUGUACUCUUUGCUUACUGCCAUAAGAGGAACAAGAAAUAUAAAGCGGUGAUGGUGGAGCGCAGUCUACGUAACCACGAAGAGUUCCGGUCCGCGGUCGCGUCUCGCCUCGCGCAGAUGAACCACAACAAGCCCCAGUUCUCCGGAGAGGAUGAGAACGCGCUGCUCAAUGGUCGUCCCGUAGAGGAGCUGCCGGAGUGCGUGACGCGCGAAGAGCUCACCCUCAGCGACCGCCUCUCCUCGUGGACGCAGAGCGCCGUUGACACGCUCUUCCAGAAGUGGGGCACGUUUUGCUGCAGUAACCCCUGGAAGGUGAUGGUGCUGGGUGCUGCUCUGGCAGGUGCCCUCUGUGUAGGCAUCAUGUACCUCGACAUGACCACGGACCCCGUGGAGCUCUGGGCCUCCCCCACCUCCAAGUCCCGCCUCGAGAAGGAUUAUUACGACACAAACUUCGAGCCUUUCUACCGCACCGCUCAGAUCUUCAUCAGACCUGUCGGAUACGAGAGUUUUGAGCACAACAACCUGACCUUUGGGCCAGUUUUCAACAAGAGCUUCCUGCGUGAGGUGCUACGUCUACAGGAUCAUAUUCAAUAUAAGCUGGAAGGCAAAAUGGAAGGAAUGGUCGAGCCAUCAAAGCUGGACAACAUCUGCAACAAACCACUGGCGCCUGACAACAUCAACUGCAACAUCCAGAGCGUCCUCAACUACUGGCAGAACGACGAGAGCAAACUCGACUCUUCCGACGUGCCCAUGCACGCCCUCAAGUGCAUCAACAAUCGUUACUUCCCCGAGUGCCUCGGGACCUACGGAGGCCCAGUCCUGCCCCACGUUGCACUAGGAGGUUUCCUAGCCCCCCAGCAAGCUCUCAGUGACGACCCUGACUAUUUGGCCGCUGACACCCUCGUCAUCACCUUCCUUAUUGACAACUUCUACAACAAAACCAAACUUCUUCCUGCCCUAGCCUGGGAGAAGAGCUUCAACGAGUUCUUGUUGGAGUACAACAACCCUUCCCUGGACAUUGCGUUCCGCUCAGAACGUUCCAUCGAAGACGAGCUGGAGCGCAUGAGCAAGAGUGACGUACCGACCGUCAUCGUCUCGUACGUCAUCAUGUUCAUCUACAUCGCCCUCGCUCUCGGCCGUACUGACCAGCCCAGCAGGCUACUCGUGUCGACGAAGGUGACGCUGGGGCUGGGCGGCGUGCUCAUCGUGCUGCUGUCGGUGUUCGCUGCCGUGGGCUUGUAUGGCUUUGCUGGGGUGCCAUGCACGAUGCUUAUCAUCGAAGUCAUACCAUUUCUGGUGCUGGCUGUUGGUGUUGAUAAUAUCUUCAUCUUGGUUGAAGCUUACUCAGCCCUCGAUGCUAGUGAGCUGUCGCAGCUGAGCGGCGCCGCCCGUGACCGCAAGAGGGCGCAGCUGAUGGGCGCCGCCGUGGGCGACGUGGGACCGUCCAUGCUCUUGUCGUCCCUGUCGCAGGCCUGCUGCUUCUUCCUGGGUGCCUUGUCCGACAUGCCAGCAGUGCGGGCGUUCGCGCUGUACGCGGGUAUGUCGCUUCUCAUCAACUUCGUCCUGCAGAUGUCGCUCUUCGUCGCGCUCUUCUCCUUAGAUGUUCGCAGAGAAGAGUCCAACCGCGUAGACGUGCUGUGCUGCAUCAAGAAGAGCAAGAGCCUAGAAGUGGGCCAAGAGACGCGGUUCUUGCCACGCGUCUUCGAGGAGAACUACGCUCCGUUCCUGAUGCGGCCGUGCGUACGAGCCCUCGUCGUGGUCGUCUUCUUGUUCUGGGUGUGCGCCUCCAUCGCCAUGGUGCCUCAUAUUAAAGUCGGACUCGAGGAGGAACUCUCCAUGCCUGAUGAUUCUUACGUGCUUAAAUAUUUCGAGUACCUCGAGAAAUACGGCUGCGUGGGCCCUCCCGUAUACUUUGUCCUCAAACACGGUUACAACUUCACUGACUACGAUAUGCAGAACAAGGUAUGUUCACAUCUUGGCUGCAACAAGGACUCGCUCGUGAUCCAGAUCAAGCUAGCGUCUCAGGUCCCUAACAGAACAUUCAUCGCUGUUCCUUCCAGCGCUUGGAUUGACGAUUAUUUUGAAUGGAGUCUCGAGCCUCGCUGCUGUCGCCUCUUCGCAAACCAAUCCUUCUGCCCCCGAGGAUCAGAAGACUCGUUCGUAUUCCCUGAACAGGAAGCUGCUUCCUCAACCAUCGCACCCACACACGAAGAUGGCGGCAGCGACGAGUACAGCUAUGGGGAUCUCAAUGUGGAUUAUGCAGCGGCAGAUGUUGAUUUUGUCAACGAGCCUGAGGAGUACGACGAGUAUGAUUAUUCUUACGGGGACCACAAUCCCCUCUAUAACUAUGAUCCCCCGAAAACUUCCCCUAAACGCAAAGCAGUGCUAGAAAGUCCCACUACAAAGAAGCCAUCUUUUGAAACAACCGCCCGUACUACCACAACCACGAUAACUUCUACCACCAGAGCUGCUUCAACAUCGCAAUCACCUUCAUCAUCGGAACUCCGCGUGAUCGAGCCGACACAGCCACGUGUGAAGCGGUCUGGUCGCCUGGCGUCGGGGCCGCGACGCCGCAAGCAGACAAAGCUGUGCCACAGCUGCCCCAUCGACGCGCUGCCCUACAACGAGUUCAGACCAGACCCUGAGCUCUUCAAUGAAUACAUCGCUAUGUUCCUUAAAGAUAACCCAGACAUGCAGUGUCCUAAGGCCGGACACGCUGCUUAUAGCCAAAGCGUUAAAAUACGUGACGACGCGUCUGGCAGCGACGUGGUGGGUGCGUCAGUGUUUAUGACGUACCACACGGUGAUGCGCUCAUCACAUCACUUCUACGAGGCCAUGCGCGUAGCCAGGACCAUCGCUGAUAACAUCACGCGAACCCUCAACUUAGUUUCAGAAGACGGCGUUAUGGUUCCUGGAGACACUAACUAUGAAGUAUUCCCGUACAGUGUGUUCUAUGUGUUCUACGAGCAAUACUUGACGAUCUGGGAAGACACGGUGCGCAUGUUGGGUAUCUCCGUAAUGGCCAUCUUCGUGAUCACGCUCAUCAUGAUGGGUCUGGAUGUGGCGUCCUCUAUGGUCAUCAUGGUCAUGGUCGUGCUGAUCCUCACGAACCUGGGCGGCCUCAUGUACAUGUGGGACAUCUCCCUCAACGCCCUCUCGCUGGUCAAUCUCAUUGUUGCCAUCGGCAUCUCCGUGGAGUUUUGCUCACACACAACGCGUGCUUUUGCUGUGUCUGAAAAAGAGAACAGAAUAGAGAGAGCCAAGGCAGCCAUCAUCAAGAUGGGCCCGUCCGUGCUGAGCGGUAUCACGCUCAGUGACAUGGGAGUCGUCGUGCUAGCUUUUGCCAACUCACAAAUUUUCCAGGUGUUCUACUUCCGUAUGUACUUCGGCAUGGUUGUUAUUGGAGCCCUUCAUGGCCUCAUCCUCCUGCCUGUUGUGCUGAGCUUCGUAGGGCCAAGCAAGAGGGUAGUGAAGCCAUCACUUCCCGAGCGAGUUAAUAACCCCAGCGGUUCAGUGCAGCUUGACGAUAUACAAGGCGAGGAACUUGAUGAUCAGUUCCAGGAGCGACCAAACAAUACGUCGACUGCUAGAGUAGCCCAGGUGGCGUCCAAAAAGCGCUCAGUAUCUCCGAUUGUUGAAGACUUCCCUGAAGACAGCAGAAGUAAGAGUACUCCCGCUACUCCCAUUUCUUGCGUGAACUUGAGUUCUGACGGAAGCAAGUCUCUUCGUAGUUCCAAGAGCAACCUUAAUGCCAAAGUGCCUCGUGGAGGUGGAAAAUAUGGUAAACAUCACAAGGGCAGUGGUUUGACAUUAGAUGCCUCAAAUGCCGAUCAAAACAGCCUCAUUGCAGAAGAAGACGAAGGUUGUUUGGAGCAACCGGUAUUUUCCUCGAGAUAUGUUCGAGGCAUUGACAAUGCUGGGGAUGCUAACACCUCUCGUGUCUCGGCUUCAAACUCAAACUUGAGUUUCCGACUUUCCUCCGACUCUAGCCACAGCCUGGGUUGUCGUCCUGUCUCCUCGUCCAACUCAAACAUCAGCUUCAGGACCGCUAAUUCGGAAUCAGGCCACAUGCGCCUGUCGGGCAGCGUCCACUCAUCGUCUCCUGGUGAGGAGGGCAUCGCAGAAUCGCGCCCUGUCUCCACCUCAAGUACUCUUAAGAGCACGCGCAGCAGCGUGUCAGAUCACGUAAGACCGACUCCUCAGCGUUGGACUGGGGCUCAUAUUCGAUCAAGUGAGCCAUCUGAGACACAGAGCGCCACUAAUAUAAGGAGACUCUCUGCUAAUAUCAAUGUGAAUGGCACUUGCAAUGGCACACCCAGCAAGAAGAAUCUUGCUAAUGGGAUCGACAACGAGACGAGUUCCUUGAUGCAAAUUAAAGGUUUCAACCACAAUGAUUCUACGGUCGAAGGCAGCUUAGCAAACGGCUUUAACAAAGAUCCGCCCAGCAGAUCCAUGAGCAAUGAUCGCAAAAGACACAACAGCGAUCAAGGCUAUGCUGCUCGUCUUCACAACUCCACCCCUGCCCGAACCCCCGCCACGCUCGACAGGGGCACAAAGAUAACUUCGCGCACGCGAGAAUAGUUAGUGUUAGUUCCAGUAUAUGACACACUGUUCUUUCUGUGUGUUAUAAUCAUAUCCUCUUAUACCUGGACUGCUAUGUUAGGCUCAAUGUGAUCGUGAUAUUCUUAGAUGCAAAUACGACUUAUCGUCCAACAUCUUGGUCUCGACGUUGAGUUUAUGUAAAGAACAUUUCUGUGUUCACGUUACACCACUGGUAUAUAUAAGCGUUAUGAUAGGAUAACCCGCGUUGUAUAUCAAACUAUUGCUGAUGUUUGUCUUUUGUAAGUCUUUCAUUGCAGAAUUUUUGAAUGCGAUGUUUGAUGUGACGUAUAGUCAUUUUGAGAUUAAUCCCUUAAAGUUUGAUUACUAAAAUGCAUUUGCGAUAUUUAGUCAACAGCUGCGGUAGUUGAUGAUGAAGCUGCUGUGCCUUUCCGUUCAGCUUAAGAUAGUGCUAAGACUUUAGCUGGGUCUUGGUGUUAUUGAUAAUAUCUGAAUCUGGUAUUUCUAUUGUUUUUUGACUAAUGUAUUGCAGCAGAAGCAAACUAUCACAAUUCAUAAGCUUUACUUAACGCGAACUUCACCACAUCCCUUCCGAAAUUUUUCGUUACUAUUUCAUCUUCAAACUAAGAGAUCAUGCAUUGCAUUGAUGGUUGACACGACGGUGUUGAAGUAGGUUAUCGUUUUUUAAUAUAUUAUUUUGGUGCCAAAGAUAUUUAGAUUAUCUUCGAAAUCCUUACUGCGAAUAAUACCAGUUAUCAUUAAUCUAAACGGAAAUCUUGAACACAAUACAGUAAAGUCUUUGAGAUAUUUUCGAUAACUAACGUGCUAUAUUACUGUGCUUGCUCCAUCUUAUUUCAGAUUUAAUUUGUUUAACAAAUGUCUCAAUUUUGUCUAUCGUAUCUUCGAAUGUCUGUUUCUAACCUUUACUUUCUUACAUCAUGAGCGCGCAGUAAACCGCUCAUGCCUUCGACCGUGAAUGCUCUUGCUCUCUACAGCAGACCUUUUUAGGAAAAUUAAUAAAUUAAGAAACAGCCUAGGUCCUACGGAAAACUUUUUAAACAGGAUAUGUUUUUUUUCUCUGGUUGGUUGCCGUCUAUGCUCCAGACAAGUUCAUCGCGUUACCAGAAAAAGGUUCGCGUGUUUCUCGUUUCUAUACUAUUAACGCUAGCGUUUCUGUUCACAAGUCGUUACUUCUAACUUUUUGUUGCGUCUUAAUUGUAGGUUAAUCAUUUUCCUUGUAUUACUUACUUAUAUUUAUUAUUAUAAUUCAGCCAUUACUUCUGGAAGAUGAACCGUUUAUAGUUUAACUUGAAAGGUUUGUUCGUUUUGCCAUCAUCAAUGCAAAGUUCAAGAGUCUCUGCUUCACUAGGUGGAACUUUGUUGUUAAAGCUCACGUUUUUGAAGCUUAGCCUUUCUUAAUAUUUAUCUAGUGCAUCUAGUCGUCUCAGUAUAGCGACUAAAUAAACAUGAGAUCAAGUGAGAGAGAAGAAUUAUAUUUCGGCUUACAAAGAUGGUAUUUUGCGAACGGGAUAAAUUUUAUCUCAAGAUCUAAGAUUUUUUACUUGUGUCGAGCUGCAUCGAUAGCAGACAGCUCUGUAACCAACGGCUGUUCCCUCAAAUUGCUGCAGAAGUUUUAUUGAAAUUGUUUAUUAUUUAUUGCACUUGGUUAUUUUGUUGAUAGUUUCAUUAAUCUCGCCGUGCUGACUGUUUGUGCGAAUUAUUUCGUUCCUAAAAGAAGCUUCUACUUGUCAGAAUUAUUAAAAAUUGUUUGCAGUAUUUUCUAGUUUCUGGCUUCUAAAAGCUUUUUAAAGAACCUAAAUAACAUUUUUGGCCGCGUUUUGGGCAGCACCAGGACUGCCGUUGCUAUUCAUCGAGGUCUGUUACUGGAGAUUAGUUUAGAUUAGUGCAAUGGAAUUACUUGCGUUGUAUUGUCGGCAUGGGUUUAUGACAAAAAAAUGUUUGCUCCACUGUCGGGUUGAGAAUUUAAUGCAUUUGAUGCUCCCAUAAACUUAAUCAAGAUGAAUAAUUGAAUUGAAGAUAAUGCCGCUUAUUGCUCAGCGUCUGGGAAAUUUGCGUGGUCAAGUAGGGGCAAAAAGUAUUGGACCAAACUCGUAUUUAAUGUGAGAAACAUUGCGAAAAGUUGAAAAAUCUCUAUUUUUAUUAUUUUGAUAAUUGUUAUUAUUGUCUUCGCGGCCCACAGGGGGUCUUAUGUAUAUGCAAGUUUUUACUGGUAUCUAAUUUUCUCAUUCAUAUGUCAAAGGUAUUUUAUAUCAGAUGGUGUGCAUUUAUAGGUUUACAUUAUUUCGGUGUUGCCUGUAAGUUAGGCAGGUUUAAUAUAAUUUCUAUCAAUGAAAAGCGACGGAUGUAUGUAUUGAAGCGAUGAUUACUGUUCACCAUGCCUGAUGAAUUUGCAUGAAUUCGAUCUACGGUCCUGAGAAUAUUUCAUUGAAUGUAUUAUUGAACUGGGAUCUUUCAAGAUACAAAAACUUAUCACUGUUUGGAGUAACGUGAGUCCGGUAUCAUCAGGUGUUGGCGCUUCCAACUAUAACCAUUGCGAUGCAUGAACGGAGAUUUUUCUACGCCAUUAGUCUGUGCUGGUAUGGGGACCUUUUGCCCAGCUGAACAAUUGAGAGAUUCUAAGAGAACAGAAUUUCGUAAACGUGACAUAUAUAUUUGAAAAUAAUAGCGUUUUGAUACUGAUGAGUUGAUGAUUAUAGCAUGUGUGAGAAGAAAUAUUAUUUUUCGAACUAUUUGUAGCUUAUUCAUUAAUCGAAGAUUUGUAUGGAUUAACGGUUUUCAUUAAUCCAACGGUUUUCAUUAAUUAACGGUUUUCAUUUAGGACGAUAAUAAGUGCCACAAGAUGAACUCUAAGCAAGCGAUUCUUGCAUUCACUGCCUCUUUACAUUGAGCAUUUCAUACGAAAUGAUAGUUAUUGCUGUCUGUGGAUGCUUUAUAAAACAUGAUUAUUAAAUAUAAAAAAGGCUUGGAAUGUUCAUCAGUUGAUGGUGACAAAGAGUCCUUAUUUGAAGUAUGCCGUUCACGUGUAGUAAAUUCACUUCUUUAGCUCCUGUCUCGACGUUUUACUCCACGAAUAUUUGGCCAGCCGAGGAUUCUGUUCAGGUUAUGCGAUACGUGAUCUUCAUAAGUAUUUUUUGUUGGAGUUUGGGCAUUGUAGCUCUGAAUUAUAAAAUUAAUGUAUGUACCAUUUAAAACCUUGGAUAUUAUAAACAUUCUCGGUCGAAGUGAGUGAAGUCGACUUCUCGUGGCCACUUUGCAACUUCCGCUGGGCCAGGCGGUUUCCUUCAGCCCCCGUAGUUGAUGAAUUGGAAGCUUUGUUUAAAUUUAUCCAUUUCGUUCCAUUUACGCCGAUCGUAUAUUUUCGCGCAAGAGAUGAACCGCCUGCUAUCAUCUGCUGGAUCAACUGGGCGGACUGCAGCGGAGGACAGGAGGGAGCGACGCUCCACGUUGGGGCGCCGCCAAGCCGAAAACACUGCUGCGCGGCAGACCCGGGUUUUGUGUCCGUGCUUUGGCCCUCCGGGACAAGUCGUCCAGGAUGCGUCCAUCCACCACGAAGAGGUCCGGGCAUCGUAUGGGAAUUUUCACUGUUCCACGGCCAUGAACGCCCAGAGAGCAGUCGCUCCCACGCCCUCUUCUGCGUACAACUGCAGCAGUGGAAGAAGAAGGACGGCGACCACUUAGUGUGCGCUUAGUUGAUGCACAAGUGCGCACUAAGUGGUCGCUGUCCUGCUUCUAGUGGACCUUGCAGGCAACGAGCGUGGCAAGAAAACAGGCGCGACGGAGCAGCGUUUCAAGGAGGGCGACGUUGUCGUCAACUGCUGGACAAUUCCGUUUACCGAUUCACGUGAGGCUUCAAGUGAAUCGCACUUCAAGUUGCACAUGAAGUCAAGUAUUGUUAUUAAUGUCCUGCAUCCUAUGUGCGCACCAUGUGAACGGUUACAUUUUAAACAGCAUUAGUUUUAGCGUUCCACACAGGUGCUCUGUAACCGUACAAGCAUGAGCACUCCCUGCUAUUCAUAUGCAUUAAUGUAAGGAGCAAACGCUGCAACGAGGCUAUAUGGACGUAUCUAUAUUAUACUACAACGGCAUGGACGGUAUAGUUUUAGUAAAGCUUCAAUGACACUACGGUGAGACCGUCCUUUUACUCAGAUCUCCGUACCCGGUUGAGUAGAUAUAGAAGCGCAGAGACUAUGUUUAGAGUUGAUAAAUGCCUUAUUUAUAUCACUUGCUCCAGGUCUCUGUUGUUCAUCAUAAGUUGUGUCCAAUUUCGCUUGUUAGUCCGUACUUCCUAACUCAUGAGAAUAUGCCAUUUUGUCAAUAAAUUAUAUUUAUAA
This is a messenger RNA of Hyalella azteca, 10013 nucleotides long. Its product is annotated as NPC intracellular cholesterol transporter 1. The record is from RefSeq and is a predicted model, not a curated record. Gene Ontology annotation, cellular component: membrane. Bases 145 to 5682 code for a protein of 1845 amino acids. Lineage: Eukaryota; Metazoa; Arthropoda; Malacostraca; Amphipoda; Hyalellidae. The transcript is spliced from 22 exons.